UAGUGGAGUAGUAGCUUAGGGGGAAGUUAGUAAAGGUCCAUAGGUACAUACUUGCAUACAGUAACGGGAAUUAGGUCAGGUCAUCACCACUCAAGUCACAUGAUGAAACAUACAACAUGGUGGAUGGAAUAUCUAUAAAGAAAUGAACUUAUAAGAACUUUAUGUAUCAACUAUGAGUUUUACUAACUACCUGGACGUUUUAUGACCUUAUAAGGAGAUCUAACGUAAUAAGUAUACAACAGCAUAUAAAAUGGCAUUGAGGGAAGUGAAAGUGUGCCUCUUAGGGGAAAGUGGCGUAGGAAAAUCUAGCAUUGUCCAGCGAUUUGUCCACGACACAUUCAAGCCAGCAUUGGAAAGCACAAUAGGGGCCUCGUUCAUGAGUAAAACAUUAACUGUGGAUGAAAAAACUUACAAAUAUCAAAUUUGGGAUACUGCUGGUCAAGAAAAAUAUCGGGCCUUAGCACCUAUGUAUUAUAGAGGAGCUGCUGCUGCUGUGAUAGUAUACGAUGUCACCAAUGAGUCAAGUUUUGGUGUACUAAAAGAUUGGAUCAAGGAGCUUCAGAGACAUGGUCCACAAGAGAUUGUGAUAGCAAUUGCUGGCAAUAAAUGUGAUCUCGCUGACCUACGGGAAGUGCAAUAUAAAGAUGCUCUGGCGUAUGCUGAACAAACAAAUGCAAUAUUUGUAGAGACGAGUGCCAAAAAUGCUACAAAUGUCAGCGAGAUGUUUGAGGCUAUAUGUCGAAAAUUACCGGAUGAGGAUUUUCUACAAAGCUCAGUUAAUAAUGACAGGAUCAAUCUCAAAGGAACUGCAACAACGAAGAAAAAGAAAUGUUGCUGAAUUAUUUACUAAGGCACAUUCCGCAAUGAAUGCUUUUAACAACAUUUCAAAAACAAAUGGAAUCACAUCAAUUUAGAAAAGGGAAUUUUCCUGAAUGUUCAAUAUAUAUUUAGAAACAUUCUGCAAAAUGGAUGUUCGUGUUUUAAAAAAACAUUCCAUCAAACGUUAUGAUAUGUUGACUUCAUCAUCUUUUAGUUAAACAAUGUCAUGGAUAAAGAUGGUUUAUAUGAUACUUGAAAUACUCAAUUCCAUUGCAAAGACCGAUAAAUUGUAAACCAAACCAAAUGCAAACAGAUAGGAGUUGUACAGGGUGGACCAAAAACGCCACUUUUUUCAAGACACUAUAACUUUUUCAUUUUCCAACCGACAUACAUCAAAUUAGAUUCUGUUCAUCUCUCAUGGCACACCACAUGUUUAAAUGAAACGCUG
This is a messenger RNA of Owenia fusiformis, 1267 nucleotides long. The record is from the annotation of a GenBank genome assembly. Lineage: Eukaryota; Metazoa; Annelida; Polychaeta; Sabellida; Oweniidae.